This is a messenger RNA of Erinaceus europaeus (western European hedgehog), 2565 nucleotides long. It is a transcript of the gene DNAI2, whose product is annotated as dynein axonemal intermediate chain 2. Gene Ontology annotation, cellular component: outer dynein arm. The record is from RefSeq and is a predicted model, not a curated record. Gene Ontology annotation, biological process: outer dynein arm assembly; cilium movement. Gene Ontology annotation, molecular function: dynein light chain binding; dynein heavy chain binding. Bases 125 to 1942 code for a protein of 605 amino acids. The transcript is spliced from 14 exons. NCBI's taxonomy places the organism in Eukaryota, Metazoa, Chordata, Mammalia, Eulipotyphla, Erinaceidae.
UCCGAGGCCGCAGAAGGAGCAGACCCAGCAGGUGCCAAAAAACGUCUGAGGUGAAGAAGAGCGUGUGGAGUGAAGGGGAGAGGGGUGUCCUUCUAGGAUAGUACUACCCUAAGGAGCUGGCAGCAUGGAGAUCGUGUACGUGUAUGUGAAGAAGCGCAGCGAGUUUGGGAAGCAGUGCAACUUCUCCGACCGGCAGGCGGAGCUGAACAUCGACAUCGCACCCAACCCGGAACUGGCCGAGCAGUUCGUGGAGCGGAACCCAGUGGACACAGGCAUUCAGUGCUCCACCAGCAUGUCGGAACAUGAGGCCAACACAGAACGAUUCGAGAUGGAGACCCGGGGGGUCAAUCACAUUGAGGGGGGCUGGCCCAAGGAUGUGAACCCCCUAGAACUGGAGCAGACGAUCCGAUUCCGGAAGAAGGUGGAGAAAGAUGAGAAUUAUAUCAAUGCCAUCAUGCAGCUGGGCUCGGUCAUGGAGCACUGCAUCAAGCAGAAUAAUGCCAUCGACAUCUACCAGGAGUAUUUUGAUGAUGAAGUGGCGGUGGAGGUGACGGAAGAGGCCCCUUCUGCUAAAACCAUCAAUGUUUUCAGGGACCCACAGGAAAUCAAGCGGCCAGCCACACACCUCUCCUGGCAUCCAGAUGGUAACAGGAAGCUGGCAGUGGCAUAUUCUUGCCUGGACUUUCAACGGGCCCCUGAGAGCAUGAGCAACGAAUCCUACAUCUGGGAUCUGGAAAAUCCCAACCGGCCUGAAAUUACCCUGAAACCAUCUUCUCCUCUUGUUACCUUGGAGUACAACCCCAAAGAUUCUCAUGUGCUCCUGGGAGGCUGCUACAAUGGGCAGAUUGCCUGUUGGGACACUCGGAAGGGCAGCCUGGUGGCGGAGUUGUCCACAAUUGAGUUCAGUCAUCGAGACCCCGUGUACGGAACCAUCUGGCUGCAGUCCAAGACGGGCACCGAAUGCUUCUCAGCAUCCACAGAUGGGCAGGUCAUGUGGUGGGAUAUCCGAAAACUGAGCGAGCCCACCGAAGUGGUGAUCAUGGACAUCAGCAGAAAGGAGCAGCUGGAACAUGCCUUGGGGGCCAUCUCUCUGGAGUUCGAGUCUACUUUGCCAACUAAGUUCAUGGUGGGCACGGAGCAGGGCAUUGUCAUCUCCUGUAAUCGCAAGGCCAAGACAUCAGCCGAGAAGAUCGUGUGCACUUUCUCAGGCCACCAUGGCCCCAUCUACGCCCUGCAGAGGAACCCCUUCUAUCCCAAGAACUUCCUGACGGUUGGGGACUGGACAGCCCGCAUCUGGUCUGAGGACAGCCGGGAGUCAUGCAUCAUGUGGACCAAAUACCACAUGGCUUACCUCACCGAUGGUGCCUGGAGCCCUGUGAGGCCGGCGGUGUUCUUCACCACCAAGAUGGACGGGACCCUGGACAUCUGGGACUUUGUAUUCAAGCAGUGUGAACCUGCCCUCAGCCUGAAGGUGUGUGACGAGGCUCUCUUCUGCCUGCGAGUGCAGGACAAUGGCUGCUUCAUGGCCUGCGGCUCACAGCUGGGCACGACCACACUGCUGGAGGUGUCACAUGGGCUCUCCACACUGCAGAGGAAUGAGAAGAACAUGGCCUCCUCUAUAUUUGAACGUGAGACCCGGCGGGAGAAGAUUCUGGAGGCCAGGCACCGUGAGAUGCGACUGAAGGAGAAAGGGAAGGCCGAAGGCAAGGACGAGGACUUCCGGGAGGAGGAGCCCACCAUGAACCCAGAGGAGCUGGUGGCCAAGGUUGAGGAGGAGUUCUUUGACAUCAUCUUUGCGGAGUUGAAGAAGAAGGAGACGGAGGCCAUGAAGCAUAAGCAGAAGCAUAGCACAAAACAACGCCCGGUGACAGAGGAUGACGAAGAAGAAGAGACUGAAAGAGAGGAGGAGGACAUGGGGACUGAAGAAGAGACUACUGCUUAGAAGGUCGGCCUCAGGCCACACACCCGCUAGCACGUCUGGCACCCCACCCCCACCUCUUGAUAACCUUGACCGUCCAAGUUGCAGGGCUGAGCACCUCCCUUCAGAUGUCACUGGGAAGAGGAGGCGGGGAGCACAGGACAUCACUUUGGUGGGGGUGCAGAGGCAGUGCUCACCCUUGAGCCGGGUGCCCCUCACCCCCACCUGCUCAAGCCCACCUCUGUGACUGCUUUUCCCCACAUAGCCAUUCCAGCAUGGCCUUGCAGAGCCCCCUGAGUUGUGUUUUUCGUCUUUUCUAAUCAGAAUUUGCUUUCAGAAGCUUGCAGUACCCUUGCUGGGUUUAACCAAAGCCAUGGAGAGACCCCCCAAAUCUGUGGGUGUAGGAGGGCAAUUCCUCCUCCUCCUCCUCCUCCUGACUGAUGGACCCUCGGCACCCAUAUACAACUGAAGAGCAGAGACUCUGUCCAUCGAAGCGCUGAACUGGAAAGACAUUUCAAAUUUUAAAAUGUGUCUCAGACAUUCCAGGCACAUUCACCUCCAGGAGCCCAGGUGGGCACCGAGAGCCUGGGUGACCUGGAAUCUUUCUGUCCUCUCAGUUCUAAUCAUAUUAAAUCUACAGUCACCAC